Seminavis robusta is the source of this 342-nucleotide messenger RNA. The record is from the annotation of a GenBank genome assembly. Lineage: Eukaryota; Bacillariophyta; Bacillariophyceae; Naviculales; Naviculaceae.
AUGAUGCAGGUUGUUAUUGUGGUGCUGAACGAUUCGAACGGCGGCUUGUCGGAGGAAUUCCAAAUCACUAAUGGCUUUGUAUCGACUUCGAGUUCUCCUUGCAGGGAAUUGGGGUGGAUGCAGCAGCAGGAACAAGUGGUCUUGUCGGGAUCCAAUGGUGAAUUUCCAGCGGGUGUGGCCCAACAAAGACUGGUAGAGAUGUUGGGAUCGGUCACACCAAUAGGCCAGACGACCACAAAACAGCGAGCCGUGGCCAGCUCAAGCCAUCCCGAGUAUACGGUGUACCAUUUGGGACAAGCCAACAGUGGAUGCAGGUCCAUGACCAAGGGAACACCCGAUUGA